Molecule: messenger RNA, 2604 nt
Organism: Malus domestica (apple)
Lineage: Eukaryota; Viridiplantae; Streptophyta; Magnoliopsida; Rosales; Rosaceae
Source: RefSeq, a predicted model, not a curated record
UCUGUGCAGUUUACAGGAAAAUCCAUAGGAAAAGUAGAAGAAAAUGGGAUUGCAGAAGAUUUCUACUCCACACAAACAAGUAAUAGAAGCAAGCGAGUGCAACCGUUUUGCUUUCUCAUCUGCUUUCCAUGGCUGCAACUGUUUCGCUCUCUUUCUCUUUGGAUCCACAGCAGUACCACCAGCACCAGCACCAGCACCACUGCCAUCUCUUCUCCGCCACCCACCACUUCAAACCCCACCAAAGCAUUCCCUUCACUCCCUCUACCUCCUCAACUAUUCUCCCCAAGUACCCACUUUCUAUUUUCCCCAAAUCAGACCGUUUCGCCUUCAAAGCCUCCUCCUCCCCAUCUCAUUCUCCCACCACCACCACCGCCACCACCACAGCUGCUGAUUCCACUACUACUGAUUCCACCACCAUCACUACUGAUUCCGAUACUACUACUUCAACAACUUCGUCAUUUCUCGAAUACCCUCUUAGAACAGGUAAGUUUCUGAGCAGUGAAGAGCUCGAGCAGCUCAAACUCCUCGAGGAUUUCAGGUACUACCAGGAAUUGGAAUCUGGGUCGAUGUGGGUUCGGGUGAUGAGGCCGGAGGAGUUGGACAUCACCGUCGGGUUGCUCGCCGAGUCGUUCGCGGAGUCGAUGCUUUUGCCUUCUGGGUAUGUGUCUGUGCUGGGCUACUUGGUCAAGCAGUACUUGUUUGAAAGAAUGGAGCUUCUUCCCAACACCGCCACGCUCAUCGCGUUUUACAGAAGAAGAAAAGAAGAGGGCAAAGAAGAAGAAGAACAACACCUGGAAGAAGUAGAAGAAGAAGAUGAAGUUGAGCUUUUGGCGGGGACUGUGGAAGUUUGCUUUAACAAAAAGGGUGCCGUUGCCUCUCCUCCUACACCAACUCCUCCCAAGAAUUCGCCUUACAUUAGCAACAUGGCGGUGAAAAAAUCGCUUCGGAGGAGGGGCAUUGGAUGGCAUCUUUUGAAAGCAAGCGAGGAACUAAUCUCGCAGAUGAGUUUCUCAAGAGAGGUGUACUUGCAUUGCAGGAUGAUUGAUACAGCUCCAUUCAACAUGUAUAAAAAAGCAGGAUACGACAUUGUAGAGACGGAUACCAUUUUGGUUUUGUUGCUGUUGCAGAGGCGCAAGCACUUAAUGUGCAAGAAACUUCCAGUCUUAACCAACUUUUCAGAAUCGGACACGUUCUGUUCUCAAGAGGAAUUAACACCAUGACUGUUUAUGUGAAAAUGAUAAUAUGUGUCUCUGAGGAUAGAUGAUUAAAGGCCUUGAGGUUGUCAAGAUUAUCCAGCUGGGUUGUCUUUUGCGUAGAAUGCUUGAUCCUAUGUGCCGAUUGCUUGCAUUUUGUAAUGUGUAUGGUAGAGACUUGGUUUGUUGCAGGUAAUCUCAGCAGUCAUUUCUAUUUGUUGUAUGUUGUAUGUAGUCCUAGGGACCUAGACUUCUAACCUUAAUGCAAACACAUAUAGUUCAAUGACCAUAUCCACUCUAGUUUUGGUACACGUGUGUUAGAUAUUGAAGGAUUCAAGUAAAUAGAGGAAGGAUGAAGGAUUCAAGUAAAUAGAGUAGGGAACAAUAGAUAUAUAUGAAACAGUAGUAUUAUUCUUUCUGCCUUGCGACUUUGUAGGCUCGUACGGAAGACAUAUAUAAAGUACAAAUUACAUAUACUCUGAGUUUACAAUACAUAAUUUACGAAAGGUUACAAAGUUUCCAAAACAUAGUGAUACAAGAAAAUGAUCCCCUCUUAGAUUGGAAUCUCAUUCAUUAUUAAUUUACAUCGUAGGCUUUCUUGAUCUUGUACACGAAAACCAACUUCAAUUUGAUUGUUUUGUGAUGAAUUCUGUCUAAUAUAUCUACUCAACUGCAUUCUGUAUUUCUCAAUCCUUAUCAAAUUCUCUUCGUGGGUCUUGUUUUUGAGAUCAUAGGUCACCAAGCUUUGAAGAUUCAACAAUUCUUUUAUUAGCAGAAGUAAAGGAUUUUGAUUAUGUUGUACCUUAUCUUCAUCCUGCAAUUAGAACAUGUGUUUGUUAGGAGCCACGGCCACUCCCAAGCCUUUCGCAUUUGUAUAGAUACUCAACUGGAGCUCUUUCACACAUUCUGCCAUGGAGGGUCUCUCACUGCUCUCCGGACGCACACAUCUUGAUGCCAGGUUUGCAAACAUAGCUAUAGAUUCCAUGGUGUAUGAACUUCGACUCAGCUCAGAAUCUAUCACCUUACGCAGUUUCUUCCUGUCGUUCAAUAUGUGUCUUACCUGAAACAUAUGAACUUUAGUCGUGUUUACUUUAACAACCUAAUGUACCUAACCAGCAUAAUAAGCAGGAGUGAGAAAAUAUAUACUCUACCUGUAGCACUAGGUUUUGAUCGUUUGGUCCCAGGGUAAUGUCAACGGCUUGACGUCCAGUCAGAAGUUCAAGAAGAACCACUCCAAAUGCAUAAACAUCACUUUGUAAAGUGAGUUUUCCAGUCUGUUUCCAAAUACACCUCUUGUUAUGUAACAUUGUUUUAUUUUUAUUUUAUGAAUAGUGUGAUCAAAAUUUCUUACAAGCAUUCAUUUGAGAUGGGUGGUUGUGAAUUAAAUGAAUAAGAGUGAAAAUUACAGGAA